GAUCGCGUCACGAGUCCUCAGUACAGAAUCAACUUCGCGAGGAAGAUUGUGCGCGCCGUGAGCGAAAAACAGCAGCACAAGGAAACUGCCGUAGACGUUUCUGUCGCUCGAUUUUUAAACGGCGAAAGAUGUCCACGAGAUUACAACUGUUUCUCAAAUUCAUCUCCGAUGUUUCACGUAAACCUUUCAGUUCAUAUAGAGACAAGAGACCUGUUCCAGGCGGAGAAGAAAGGCGCGUCACCGUCGGAAUAUGGAUUGGUUUUCGGUAUCUUUGAACUGGUGGUCUUCAUCAUCAGCCCGCUUUACGGACAACACCUCAAUCAAAUCGGCCCGAAGAUAUUGUUUAACGGCGGUAUCUUAACCACGGCAACAUGCGCUAUACUUUUUGGGUUAUUGGACAAAGUCAAUGGUCAUUAUCCCUUCAUAAUCCUGUCUUUCGUGAUCAGGAUCGUAGAGGCGAUGGGAAACGGCGCGUUCUUGACGGCCAGUUUCGCCAUUAUCGCAAAGGAGUUCCCCAACAAUGUCGCUACGACAUUCGCCAGUUUGGAAACCUUCUUUGGCUUGGGACUUAUCGUAGGUCCUACCGUGGGUGGCGCACUCUAUCAGGUUGGUGGAUACACGACUCCGUUCGUAGUGCUCGGAUCGGCGUUGUUCCUGGCAGCUGUUAUGACUGCGUUCGUCCUACCAGUUCACAACGACCGCGUACAAGAUGCCCACAACAACGGAGGGGUAGGAAAACUCCUCAAAAUCCCCGGCGUAUUGAUCGCGUCCAUGUCGAUAAUCGCGACGAGCGUGAGCAUCGGAUUUCUACAAGCGACUUUGGAGCCGCACUUGAGGCAAUUUAACCUGAGCCCUGUCGUGUUGGGGUUGAUGUUCGUCAUUAACGGCGGCACGUACGCGUUGGCUGCGCCAGUGUGGGGUUGGCUUUGCGACAAGCACUCGCACCCCAAAGUUGCAACUGUCGCUGGGUGCAUCCUGGUAAUGAUCGGUUUCUCUUUAAUUGGCCCCGCACCCUUUAUCCCGUUACCCACCAUAAUCUGGAUAACCAUUUGCGGGCUUGUGAUACACGGCUUAGGUAUGGCAGCACAACUGGUUGCCAGCUUCACCGAUGCCUUGAGGACAUCAGUAUCGUACGGAUUCCCGAACAGUAUUGAGACUUAUGGUCUCGUGAGCGGAUUGUGGACGAGUACUUUCGCCUUAGGAGCCUUCAUCGGCCCUAGCGUGGCGGGAAUUCUAUUGGAUAACAUCGGAUUCAGAAAUGGUUCUAUGUUCAUCAUAUUGCUUCAUAUGCUAGUGGCCGUGAUAGCUGGGCUGUACUUGAGCUGCUCUCGCAAACCCAAGCCGUAUACCGAGGUCGGCGCUGACGAGGACCCCAGGACACCACUGACGGACAGCAGCCGUUCGAGAAGCAGCAGUUCACGUCACGGCACACGAGGCCAAAGUAUGCCGAUCGACAGACCUGGCGGCAUGAAUUCCCUGUUCGCGUGCAACAGCUAUUCGAACAGGGCCGGAGCUUGGUCCAGGGCGUCGUACAGCGGUCGUUACUCACACAGCUACGGCUCCAUAGAGGCCAAGGGAUACUUGGAGAUGACCACGUGAUGGCAUCGCGCCGCACCAGGCCUUCAUACCCGACAUAACAAUGCAAACCCGACGAUAAGAACACGGAGCUCGUACGAACGAAUCACCGCACGCAGGACUUCGAUCUUCCGUUCUCACCGAUCCCUCGCCGAUGAUGACCAGUCGAAACGGUUUCAAUUCUCGCGAUUCGCGCGGAAGAGAGAGAGACCUACUGUUUCUCAUAUUAACGAUCAUUCGCUAAAAAUUACAUCCAACUACAACGGACAUUUCAUCCAAACGAGCCGAACAAUCGACAAGUCGUCUCUAGGGUUAAUAGUUAGAAUUGACAUUGAUGUGUGUGUGUGUGUGUAUGUGUACAUACAUAUAGUGCGUAACUGCUCCCAUACUUAAAGUAUACAAUUUUUUUUUCGCGAAUAGGGUAGAGUCGAUUCAGAAGUAUAACAUAAUUAAUUAUAACGGUACAGUUGUCACUUCCCUCCACUUUUACGUUGUCGGUCAAUCAACUCCGCGAGUUGUUUUUAACCCGGCGAUUUUUAAAUAGAUAAGUGCCAAACCGCGAUUUGAACUUCACUUUAGCUUGGUGUAUGUUUUAUGUAUGUAAAAGUCGUAUUAAUAAUCGUUACUUGAAAUUUAUCUUACUUGAGGCGAGUUUCAAAUAAUAACUAUUAACAUGAGUCUAAAAUCCGUUAAAUAGCCGUCAAUAGCCGUUGUUACUUGAAAUUUGGCUCAAGUGAGAUGUUCAGAUCUGAAUUUAGAGCUAGGUGUGAAUUUUUCAGUAAUUAAUUAUAAUAUCACGAAUAUCAUAUGAUUCCAAUAAAAAACUGCGGUGUAACUUGAAAUUGAGAUGUGAGUGUCUCACAUAAAACAAAUUUUAAGUGAGGAUUGAUAUUAUGAGCCUUAUAGGCAAGUGUGAACUUUCUAGUUUAACCGCGAGUAUAAAUAUAAUAUCAGGAAUAUCGUAUAAUUCAAAUAAAAUAUAUUGAUAUAACUUCUGAUUGGAUGGAAAUUCUGAAUAUCUCACGUGAGAUAAAUUUCAAGUAAGAACUAUUAAUACGGAUCUUAGAUAAGUUAUUAGAACAAAGUUUAUAAAUAGAUCUUUCGAGUAAUAAUCAUACAACAGAUACACGCGGAAAAAGAAGUUUGGUUGGAUUAAUAAGUUCUUUAGUUGGCAAAAUUUCUGUUUAAUUUGAACAGAAUUCUAGUAACUUCAACCGGAGUUUUGUGCUCCGCUCAUAUUUAACCAGAAAUCUGGUUAAUCCAACCAAACGUUUCCGUGUAUAAAUCACACUCAUGUAUUCUCGAGAACAUAAUCACGUAUUAGAGAGACCAAGACAAUCACGAUUGUUUGGUAUGCUCGCUGUCAACGAGUCGAAAUAUAAAACUUGGAAAAUUGCACGUGCGCGAGCCAUCGUGUACUCAAGGGUCAGAAUAACCGAUAUCCCGACGAAGAGCAACAGGAAGAGGCUAACGAGAUGCAUACCGCGGCGAUGCAUCAAACGCUAGAAGCAGUAUUCGCGAAGUGCAUUAUCGGCAAUCGACGAUUAUCGAGAUUUACUCAGCAGACUCGUCCUUGCACCGUUUAUUUUUUGCUCGAGUAUCCGACUCGCGAUUUCCAUCCCGCCGACUUCGCGAGUCCGCGACAGUAGUCGUGCCCUCGAGAGGAAGUAUAGGAUCGUAUCGCUUACGAAGGCCGCACGUUGCGCACGUCUGUAGCCGGUGACUGUAACGCUAUCGGGUUUAAUAUUGACACACUUUGUUAGUACUUUUACUCUUCGCUCAUACUUCACAAGUAAUACAGAUUGGCUGAACCGAUACGUCCGACGAUCGAGGAAUAACAUUGACUUAGCAUUCGCGUCUCGAUGAUCGUCUCUCGAUGAUCGUCUCUCGCGCGGUAAUCGAUGAGGAUUAUUGAUUCUUUAGUAGUGCAGAGAAUAGUGUAACCAUUUAGCCGUGAUGUCGGAUAUUUAGUAAGGCGCGAUCAAUUUCGAAUACUUUGUCGCGGAUUAAAGUGGAAAAAUCGAGAAAGUCCGGAAAACGCGGCCGGUCGACACUUAAUUAAUGGAUAUCCGCAUUUGCGCAAUGGCAUAAUUGCGUAAUUCUAGAUUCGAGCGCCGACGGAAAAAAAAAAGCCGACGGACAUUGUGGGUGCUAAUGAUACACGCUAUGAAGCCAUAUCACGGCGCGUGCAAAUGACUCUCGCGAGCUCGAUGAUUGUUGCCAAUCAUUUCCACCACUGCUCAUGGCAGGGGAAACCGAGGAAAUGUAUCAACUGACCUGAAUGAAACUGUACAUACGCUUUUAAUCAUUGUUACUGCUAUUUUAUCGUUCGCUAAUUACUCGCGCGUUAUGUUUGUUUUCGCACAAUAUUGAAUAGCAAUAAAAAUUCUUAUUUAAAGCA
Messenger RNA from Odontomachus brunneus, 3976 nucleotides. Its product is annotated as MFS-type transporter SLC18B1-like. The transcript has 8 exons. The record is from RefSeq and is a predicted model, not a curated record. Bases 169 to 1599 code for a protein of 476 amino acids. NCBI's taxonomy places the organism in Eukaryota, Metazoa, Arthropoda, Insecta, Hymenoptera, Formicidae. Gene Ontology annotation, molecular function: transmembrane transporter activity. Gene Ontology annotation, biological process: transmembrane transport.